GGCUUCCGUGUGGGCGCCGGCGGCUCGCUGGGCCGGGGCGGGGGAAUCCUCUUCGGCGGGGCGCUUGAGAGAAAAAGCAACCCCCGCGAGCGGAGGUUUCCUGCGGGCGUCUCCGCCCCCCUGCCGGUCAAUUCCCGGAGCUCGGGCCUCACCCGGGCCGCGCGCCGGGCGUCCAGGGCAGGCGGGGGCGAUGGUACAGAUGGAGACGCAACUGCAGAGCAUUUUUGAGGAUGUGGUGAAAACGGAAAUUAUAGAAGAGGCUUUUCCUGGAAUGUUUAUGGACACCCCCGAAGAUGAAAAAACAAAACUAAUUAGCUGUCUGGGGGCCUUCAGACAGUUCUGGGGAGGUCUUUCUCAGGAAUCUCAUGAACAAUGCAUCCAGUGGAUUGUUAAAUUUAUUCAUGGCCAGCAUAGUCCUAAAAGAAUUUCUUUUCUUUAUGACUGCUUAGCAAUGGCAGUGGAGACUGGUCUUCUUCCACCCAGGAUGGUUUGUGAAUCCCUGAUAAACUCCGACACACUUGAAUGGGAAAGAACACAACUUUGGGCCUUAACAUUUAAACUGGUUCGGAAAAUAAUUGGGGGAGUGGAUUAUAAGGGGGUUCGAGAUCUCUUAAAAGUGAUUUUGGAGAAAAUCUUGACAAUUCCCAAUACAGUGAGCUCAGCGGUUGUACAGCAGCUUCUAGCAGCAAGAGAGGUUAUAGCAUACAUCUUAGAAAGAAAUGCCUGUUUAUUGCCAGCCUACUUUGCAGUCACAGAGAUUAGGAAACUAUAUCCUGAGGGAAAACUUCCACACUGGUUACUUGGAAACCUGGUAUCAGACUUUGUGGAUACCUUCAGGCCCACAGCAAGGAUAAACUCUAUUUGUGGCCGCUGCAGUCUUCUGCCAGUUGUAAAUAACUCGGGAGCCAUUUGUAAUUCAUGGAAAUUGGAUCCUGCAACUCUUCGUUUUCCUUUGAAGGGCCUUUUGCCAUACGAUAAGGAUCUGUUUGAACCACAGACUGCUUUGUUGAGAUAUGUAUUGGAGCAGCCUUAUUCCAGGGAUAUGGUCUGCAAUAUGCUAGGUUUAAAUAAGCAGACCUUGAACAUUGCUCAGCACAAGCAGCGCUGCCCUGUGCUGGAGGACCAGUUGGUGGAUCUGGUGGUUUAUGCCAUGGAGCGGUCCGAGACCGAGGAGAAGUUUGAUGAUGGCGGCACAAGCCAACUCCUAUGGCAGCAUCUCUCAAGUCAGCUCAUUUUCUUUGUGCUUUUCCAAUUUGCAAGUUUUCCACAUAUGGUCCUUUCUCUUCAUCAGAAGUUAGCAGGGCGAGGACUGAUUAAAGGCAGAGAUCAUCUAAUGUGGGUUCUCCUGCAAUUCAUUUCUGGAAGUAUUCAGAAAAAUGCACUAGCUGAUUUUCUCCCUGUCAUGAAGCUCUUUGACCUUCUAUACCCAGAAAAAGAAUAUAUCCCAGUUCCUGAUAUUAACAAACCCCAGUCAACUCAUGCCUUUGCAAUGACUUGCAUUUGGAUUCAUCUCAAUAGAAAAGCCCAAAAUGACAACUCUAAGCUGCAGAUUCCAAUACCUCAUUCCCUAAAGCUUCACCAUGAGUUCCUACAGCAGAGUCUUAGAAAUAAAAGUUUACAAAUGAAUGACUAUAAGAUUGCCUUGCUGUGUAAUGCAUACUCUACAAAUUCAGAAUGUUUUACAUUACCCAUGGGAGCUCUGGUAGAAACUAUUUAUGGAAAUGGAAUUAUGAGAGUACCUCUUCCUGGAACAAGCUGUUUGGCUUCAGCAUCUAUUACUCCCCUACCCAUGAACCUCCUGGAUUCACUGACAGUUCAUGCCAAAAUGAGCCUUAUCCACAGCAUUGCUACCAGAGUGAUAAAACUUGCUCAUGCAAAAUCCAGCGUGGCCUUGGCUCCAGCCCUAGUGGAAACUUACAGUCGUUUAUUGGUGUAUAUGGAAAUAGAGUCCUUGGCAUCAAAGGGAUUUAUCAGUCAACUUUUGCCUACUGUUUUCAAGUCCCAUGCUUGGGGAAUCUUACACACACUUCUUGAGAUGUUCAGCUACCGGAUGCACCACAUCCAGCCGCAUUACAGGGUGCAGCUCCUGAGCCAUCUUCAUACUCUAGCCGCCGUUGCACAAACCAACCAGAACCAGCUCCAUCUCUGUGUUGAGAGCACUGCACUUAGGCUUAUAACAGCAUUAGGGAGCUCGGAGGUCCAGCCACAGUUCACACGCUUCCUAAGUGAUCCCAAAACAGUGCUGUCCGCAGAAUCCGAAGAGCUGAACCGAGCCUUGAUAUUGACCUUAGCUAGAGCAACUCACGUAACAGAUUUUUUUACAGGCUCUGAUUCAAUUCAAGGAACUUGGUGUAAAGACAUACUUCAGACCAUCAUGAGUUUUACUCCUCAUAAUUGGGCAUCACACACUCUUAGCUGUUUUCCAGGCCCACUACAGGCAUUCUUCAAGCAAAAUAAUGUACCUCAGGAAAGCCGUUUUAAUCUGAAAAAAAAUGUGGAGGAGGAAUAUAGGAAGUGGAAGUCAAUGACCAAUGAAAAUGACAUCAUUACCCACUUCUCUAUGCAAGGCUCUCCUCCUCUCUUCCUUUGUCUUCUCUGGAAAAUGCUCUUAGAAACAGAUCAUAUUAAUCAAAUUGGCUAUAGAGUAUUAGAAAGAAUUGGAGCCAGGGCCCUGGUAGCCCAUGUGAGAACAUUUGCAGAUUUCUUAGUAUAUGAGUUCUCUACAUCAGCUGGGGGUCAGCAACUCAACAAAUGCAUUGAAAUUCUUAAUGACAUGGUAUGGAAGUAUAACAUUGUUACACUGGACAGAUUAAUUCUCUGCCUGGCCAUGCGUAGUCAUGAAGGAAAUGAAGCCCAGGUUUGUUAUUUCAUAAUUCAGUUGCUGUUACUCAAACCAAAUGAUUUUAGAAAUCGAGUAAGUGACUUUGUGAAAGAAAAUUCUCCAGAACACUGGCUACAGAAUGACUGGCACACCAAGCACAUGAGUUAUCACAAGAAAUACCCUGAGAAACUGUAUUUUGAGGGCCUGGCGGAGCAGGUUGAUCCUCCUGUGCAGAUCCAGUCUCCCUAUCUACCCAUCUAUUUUGGAAAUGUGUGUCUUCGAUUUCUCCCAGUAUUUGAUAUAGUCAUCCACAGAUUUUUAGAGUUGCUUCCAGUUUCCAAAUCACUGGAAACUCUACUAGAUCACCUUGGUGGCUUAUAUAAAUUUCACGAUCGCCCUGUGACUUAUUUGUAUAAUACUCUGCACUAUUAUGAAAUGCAUCUGAGAGAACGCCCACAUCUCAAGAGAAAGCUUGUCCAUGCCAUCAUUGGCUCACUCAAGGAUAAUCGACCACAAGGCUGGUGUCUAAGUGACACAUACCUCAAGUGUGGCAUGAAUGCACGGGAAGAAAAUCCUUGGGUCCCAGAUGACUCCUACUAUUGCAGAUUGAUUGGCAGACUAGUAGAUACGAUGGCUGGCAAAUCUCCUGGUCCAUUUCCAAACUGUGACUGGAGAUUCAAUGAGUUUCCCAACCCAGCUGCGCAUGCACUGCAUGUUACUUGUGUGGAGCUCAUGGCCUUGGCCGUUUCAGGUGAAGAUGUUGGAAAUGCUCUUCUAAAUGUCGUCCUGAAAAGUCAGCCAUUAGUGCCAAGAGAGAAUAUUACAGCAUGGAUGAAUGCAAUUGGACUGAUCAUUACUGCAUUACCAGAACCAUAUUGGAUUGUCCUGCAUGAUCGAAUUGUGAGUGUUAUCAGCAGUCCCAGCCUGACAUCUGAGUCAGAGUGGGUUGGCUAUCCAUUCCGCCUCUUUGACUUCACUGCUUGUCAUCAGUCCUACUCUGAGAUGAGCUGCAGCUAUACGUUAGCUCUCGCACAUGCUGUGUGGCACCAUUCUAGCAUUGGACAGCUCUCUCUCAUUCCCAAGUUUCUCACUGAAGUCCUUCUUCCUAUAGUGAAGACUGAAUUCCAGUUGCUUUACGUGUACCAUCUUGUGGGACCAUUUUUACAAAGAUUUCAGCAAGAGAGAACACGUUGUAUGAUAGAGAUCGGAGUGGCAUUUUAUGACAUGUUGCUGAAUGUAGACCAGUGUAGUGCCCACUUAAAUUACAUGGAUCCCAUCUGUGACUUCCUGUAUCAUAUGAAGUAUAUGUUUACUGGUGACAGCGUAAAAGAACAAGUAGAGAAGAUUAUCUGUAACUUAAAACCAGCUUUAAAACUCCGUCUUCGAUUCAUCACACACAUUAGCAAGAUGGAACCAGCUGCCGUGCCUCCACAGGCCAUGAGUAGUGGGUCUCCGGCACCUCAGGCGAAUCAGGUGCCAGGGUCUUGACCAGUAACUCCGUGAAGUCCGGGUGUAUGGUGGUGAAAAUGGAAACACAUUUGUCUUUGAAAGUGGACUCAAACCUGUUAAAUCUGAACAUGGUCAUGCUACAUAGUGGUGUAGUAGAAGCAGUGAUGUUCAGAUUGUUUUAUUUUGAUUCUAAUGAUGAAUCUAUUGAUACUUUAUAGCUCCCAUCUCCCUAUCUAUAUUUUUGUCUCUAAGAGAUCAAGUAAGCUGCGUGCUGCUCAUAUCCAUAAUAGUUUAUUGGAUCUGCCUAGGAAUAUGGAGGUGUCUGUGAUCAAAUGACUUUUGUAGAUACUUUCAGUCUUUACUAUUCUAGCCACUGGUCUUAUUUUCAGUUUUUAUUGUUAAUGACUUCAGUCUUCAAAUACAUUGUUUUAAAGGCACCACACAUGUAAAAUAGUUAUCUGAUCAUUUUAUACGUAAACCUCUUGGUGUAUCUUUGGGAUAAGAGAUUUUUGUCAAGUGAAGGACUCUAGAUUUCAUUGCAUUGCAGGAGCACAGUUUCAUAUUCUUUUAAAAAUGACUUAAAAAUUUUACCAUAGGUUUCCAAAGAAAUGGGUUAAUGUUUCUAUCAAGGCAGAUUGGCAAGUUUUUGCCUUUGCUGUGGACUCAAACUUACUGUAUGAAAUGAGUUGGAAGCCUUGUAAGAAAAUACCGUAGAAAUGCAUAAACUUAAUAAAAUUAUGCUUAAAUGGUGCUCUCUAAUCUCUGUUUUUAAAAAUAAAUUACUUGCUUUUCCAGGUUGACACUUUCAUCUAGCCAAUGAUGCAAUUCUUUAAAUUUUUAUAAUCUUAAAAUUUUUAAGUAUUUAUAUUUUUAAAUAUAGCAUACAUUUUGGUUCUUUAAGGUUUAUCAGAUUUUGAGAGACAAACUGUUAAUUUGGGGAGGGGGGAAAUGGCAUUAAGAUUGUAAAAGCCUUGAAAAGUAAGUAAAAUCUGCUUAAUGAAUAAACUGAUGAUUUACUCAAUCUGAGUGAGUGUCUGCUGUGUUCCAGGCAGUGCGCUGACUGUAGAGACUGGGCCGUUGCUAUGAGAUGUACACUACAGUUGGUGACUAACAUUGGCUUGGGACUUAAGAGUUACUGUUUUUUUUUUUUUU
Molecule: messenger RNA, 5422 nt
Organism: Mustela erminea (ermine)
Lineage: Eukaryota; Metazoa; Chordata; Mammalia; Carnivora; Mustelidae
Gene: MED23
Product: mediator complex subunit 23
Exons: 30
Coding region: 191-4309 (1372 amino acids)
Biological process (GO): positive regulation of gene expression; regulation of transcription by RNA polymerase II
Cellular component (GO): mediator complex; transcription regulator complex
Source: RefSeq, a predicted model, not a curated record